Molecule: messenger RNA, 2580 nt
Organism: Saccharomyces mikatae IFO 1815
Lineage: Eukaryota; Fungi; Ascomycota; Saccharomycetes; Saccharomycetales; Saccharomycetaceae
Gene: PIF1
Product: DNA helicase PIF1
Exons: 1
Coding region: 1-2580 (859 amino acids)
Biological process (GO): telomere maintenance; DNA repair
Molecular function (GO): DNA helicase activity
Source: RefSeq, a predicted model, not a curated record
AUGCCAAGGUGGAUAAGAUCAACAUUGAAUCAUAUUUUACCAAGGAGGCCGUUCAUCUGUAGUUUUAACAGCUUUUUUUUACUUAAAAACCUAUCAUACCCCAAACUAUCGUUUUCUAUGAGCAGCCGAGGUUACAGGUCCAACAACUUUAUUCAAGCACAACUGAAGCAUCCUUCCAUACUUUCAAAAGAAGACCUAGAUUUACUUUCUGAUUCAGAUGACUGGGAAGAACCUGAUUGCAUGCAGGUAGAAGUUGAAGAGGUAAAUGAGAAAAGUACUCUUGAUAUAAAUGAAGACGAUCGAGUGGGAAAAAGGCCUAUGAGGGAUAAAAAUGUCAUGAAUUUUAUCAAUAAGGACGAUAUUUCGUCCUGGAACGAUAUUUUCAAACCCAGUACAACUCAUAGACUACAACUUUCUUCUGAGAAUUCAUUUGAUCAGAGUAGCCAAAAAAAAACAAAUAUGACAGGCUUCAAGAACCCAAUGAAGCCAGCAUUAAAAGCGGAGUGCUCAUUUGAGGAACUUCAAAAUAGCUUUGUAUCUCAAGAGAGAAGUCUGGAAAUUAUAAAUGAGAAUGAAAAAAAGAAAAUGCAAUUCGGGGAAAAGAUUGCUGUUUUAACUCAAAGGCCGAGCUUUACUGAACUGCAGAAUGAUCAAGAUGACCGUAACUCAAAUUUUCCUAGUAAUGUUAAGGUUAAAAUACCGAUUUGUUUAAGCAAAGAACAAGAAAGUAUCAUUAAAUUGGCAGAAAAUGGGCACAAUAUUUUUUAUACAGGGAGUGCUGGUACUGGUAAGUCCAUACUUUUACGUGAAAUGAUCAAAGUAUUGAAAGGUUUAUAUGGAAGGGAAAAUGUGGCAGUCACUGCUUCUACAGGAUUAGCCGCUUGUAACAUCGGGGGAAUAACUAUACAUUCAUUUGCUGGGAUAGGAUUGGGAAAAGGUGAUGCAGAUAAACUCUACAAGAAGGUUCGUAGAUCUCGAAAGCAUUUAAGACGUUGGGAAAAUAUCGGUGCUUUGGUUGUCGAUGAAAUAUCAAUGUUAGACGCGGAAUUGUUGGACAAGCUUGAUUUUAUUGCCAGAAAAAUACGGAAAAAUCAUCAACCCUUUGGUGGGAUUCAACUUAUCUUUUGUGGAGAUUUUUUUCAACUACCACCUGUAUCGAAAGAUCCUAAUAGACCAACUAAGUUUGCUUUCGAGUCAAAGGCUUGGAGGGAAGGUGUAAAAAUGACCAUCAUGCUACAAAAGGUUUUUAGACAACGCGGGGAUGUAAAGUUUAUCGACAUGUUGAACCGCAUGAGACUGGGUAAUAUUGAUGAUGAAACAGAAAGAGAGUUUAAAAAGCUUUCAAGGCCAUUACCGGACGAUGAAAUCAUUCCGGCGGAACUCUACAGUACUAGAAUGGAAGUUGAAAGAGCGAAUAAUUCUAGGCUAAGCAAAUUGCCAGGUCAGGUACAUGUGUUUAAUGCCAUCGAUGGUGGUGCUUUAGAAGACGAAGAGCUAAAGGAAAGACUGUUGCAGAAUUUUUUGGCCCCAAAGGAAUUACAUUUGAAAGUUGGUGCCCAAGUUAUGAUGGUAAAGAAUUUAGAUGCAACUUUAGUUAACGGUUCUCUUGGUAAAGUUAUCGAAUUUAUGGAUCCAGAAACAUAUUUUUGCUAUGAGGCGCUAACCAAUGACCCAUCAAUGCCCCCAGAAAAGCUUGAGACUUGGGCUGAAAAUCCAUCGAAAAUUAAAGCUGCAAUGGAAAGGGAACAAAGCGAUGGGGAAGAAAGUGCAGUUGCUAGUCGUAAAUCCUCAGUAAAGGAAGGAUUUGCUAAAAGUGAUAUAGAUGAUGCUGUUUCUCCACUAGACUCUUCAGUGUUUGACUUCAUGAAAAAAGUUAGGACAGAUGACGAAGUUGUAUUAGAGAAUAUCAAACGCAAGGAACACUUAAUGCAGAUUAUACACCAAAAUUCUGCGGGAAAACGGAGACUCCCUCUUGUGAGAUUCAAAGCCUCUGACAUGAGCACCAGGAUGGUGCUUGUCGAACCAGAAGAUUGGGCAAUAGAAGAUGAAAACGAAAAGCCAUUAGUAUCAAGGGUUCAACUGCCACUAAUGCUUGCUUGGUCAUUAUCCAUCCAUAAAUCUCAGGGUCAGACUCUUCCAAAAGUUAAGGUGGACUUACGAAGAGUAUUUGAAAAAGGUCAAGCGUACGUCGCACUUUCUCGAGCUGUUUCAAGAGAGGGCCUGCAGGUCUUAAAUUUUGACAGAAGUAGAAUAAAAGCCCAUCAAAAAGUAGUUGAUUUUUAUUUAACCUUAUCUUCAGCGGAAAGUGCCUAUAAGCAACUUGAGGCAGAUGAACAAAUGAAGAAAAGGAAGCUAGACUAUGCACCAGGACCUAAAUAUAAGGCUAAACCCAAAUCAAAGUCGAAUUCUCCAGUACCUACAUCGGUAACAACCCAGAAUAAUAGUGGUAUUGCAGCCAUGUUGCAAAGACAUAGCAGGAAGAGGUUUCAGCCAAGAAAAGAUUCCAAUGUUAACGGAGCUCAUUCACUAGUUUCCGAUGAACCUCAUCGUCAAGACACGGAGGACCACAUCUUAGAAUAA